CUGGAAUCGUGUUCUGGUCGAAGUAGUUCAGUGAGACCGGACAGUCUGCGACGUGAGCUGGAAACGAUAAAAGCUCGAGAAUUGGUUGCUACUGAAGCAGCAGCAGAAACACGUUCAGUUGCUGUUGCAACCGAUCCACUUCCGCACAGUCGAUUCCGGAAUAAUUCCCACUCCGGCGAUGAUGUAUUUUUCAUAAUUAUUAAAAAGAAGGAAAUUAUUUUCGCAGCAUUAUUAAUUGCUGUUACCUCUCACUCCUGA
Messenger RNA from Gongylonema pulchrum, 258 nucleotides. Lineage: Eukaryota; Metazoa; Nematoda; Chromadorea; Rhabditida; Gongylonematidae. The record is from the annotation of a GenBank genome assembly.